This is a messenger RNA of Sycon ciliatum, 740 nucleotides long. Its product is annotated as H/ACA ribonucleoprotein complex subunit 2-like protein. Gene Ontology annotation, biological process: snRNA pseudouridine synthesis; maturation of LSU-rRNA; rRNA pseudouridine synthesis. The coding region runs from base 73 to 543 and encodes 156 amino acids. NCBI's taxonomy places the organism in Eukaryota, Metazoa, Porifera, Calcarea, Leucosolenida, Sycettidae. Gene Ontology annotation, cellular component: cytosolic large ribosomal subunit; box H/ACA snoRNP complex; nucleolus. Gene Ontology annotation, molecular function: box H/ACA snoRNA binding. The record is from RefSeq and is a predicted model, not a curated record. The transcript is spliced from 4 exons.
CGAUGAUGUUGAACUAACAUUUUCUUGGAAGAAGAUUUUGCAUCUUCAUAAGAAUUUUGAUUAUCGAUCGCCAUGGGCAAACACGCCAAAGAAAAGGAUACUCCUAAGGAGCAGAAAGAGGAGCCAACAGAGGAUCGUCCUGAGUAUGAGGAGUUGGUGGAGCGAGUGAGUACGAUUGCACAGCCUUUGGCUUCGAAGAAACUCACUAAGAAAAUCUACAAAACAGUAAAGAAAGCGUCCAAGUCUAAGAGUCUCCGACGUGGCGUAAAAGAAGUGCAGAAAUGUAUCCGCAAGGGUGAAAAGGGACUUGUAGUAAUGGCAGGAGAUAUUUCGCCGAUCGAUGUCAUUUCUCAUCUCCCCGUUUUCUGCGAGGAGAACAAACUGCCUUACUGCUACGUCCCAGCGAAGAUUGACCUUGGUGCGGCCAGCUGUACUAAACGGCCCACAAGUAUCGUUUUAAUCAAGCGUCACGACGAGUUCGCAGAAGGAUAUGAUGAGUGUCAGGAAGGCAUGAAGGCUCUCCCGCCACCUCUUAUUUCUUAAUUGAACUUGAGCUUGCCUCUUCUUAACUUGCUUGUCAAACAACAAUGCAGGCAUGCAGAUUUCUCUUGCUGCAUGUUUUAUUUGAUUGUUGUUUUUGUACUUGUAUACCGUUGGUGAAACUGUACAUAUGUUUUUCGCGCGUGGCUCCAUUGUUAUUUACAUGUACAUGAAACGAAAAAGUUGUACACCAUCUUGAA